CCCAACAAAGCCUCAGUGAGCGAUGGACGCCAUGGCUUCGUGCCUGCCUAUGCGCUUACCAUUUCUCUCCUCUUUCUCGCGACCAAGACCUCGCUGCCACCGAGCUCCUCCCUCCUUUCCGGCAUUCAAAUCCAAGCGCCCACUAUGCCGAGCGUUGCAUUCGAAUGAGGAGGAAUUCGUCAUCGGUGAGGAUGACCAAGCUGCUUCGCUUCCCAAAGAGUUUUAUGAUGAUGAAUGGCAAGCUCGACAAAGAAAGAAGACUGCUGAAUGGCACGCCUAUCGUCGAAAGGAAGAAGAAAAAGAGCGAAUGAAGGAUGAUGAAUAUCGUGAAAUUGGCUCACGCCUUAAGGGGUACCCUGAGGAAGAAGUUCACAAAGCAAGAAGGCUUGUCUCUAGCUUUAUCAGGUCUGCUGAAGAAGUUGAACAGAAAAUUGAGGAGGCUGCUGAGAAAGGUGAACUUACGGAACUUGUUCUAAUGGUUAUAUGGAACAGGCUUGAUCUUGCUCGAAGAGAUGAUGAAAAGGAUGUCAUUAGAAGCUUGGACCUUUUAUAUAGGAGGAUAGAGACGGAAAUUUUGAAGAGGGAAUCUACACCUGCAAUGAGAUUGCUAAAUGAUCUCUUAAACCUCCAUGACGGGUUUGAUGAUGAUUCAUGGUUGAAGAAAUGUAGAAAAUGCAUGGUUGACACCUUUCCUUAUGAGGAUCCAUUCAGUAUGCUCGUUCCAUCUGGGUUCGAUGUUGCUGAGCAUCAAGGCCGCAUCGGUCUUCCACCUGAGGAUGACGAUGUGAUAUUACGAGCCGAUUUUAUUAGAGAAGUUGAUGAACUACUGCAAGAAGUUCGAGCUGAACAGAACAUUGUCCAGCUCCCAGACGGGUUUGACGCGGAAGCAGUUGCAAUGAGAUUGAAACAACAGGAAAAACAACGAACAAUUAGCCAGGUAGAAGCUCUACUAGAAUUAGCCGUUACAUUAAAAUGGUAAAGCAUUUAAUUAAUUUAGAACACUAUUGUUGCACUUGCUUGCAAUAACAUUGCCUUCAAGCACAUGUAUAUUUAUUAAACAUGGAUAGAAAUAUGUCCAAGAAGUGCCCUUGUUCCAGUAAUGCCACGCAGAAAAAUCAUAUGAGAAAGAUAUUUAUUGUAGUCUUUGUAGAAAUGCAAUGAUACAUGUUUAAUA
This is a messenger RNA of Dioscorea cayenensis subsp. rotundata (Guinea yam), 1174 nucleotides long. Its product is annotated as protein PALE CRESS, chloroplastic. Gene Ontology annotation, biological process: chloroplast organization; cellular response to light stimulus; leaf development. Lineage: Eukaryota; Viridiplantae; Streptophyta; Magnoliopsida; Dioscoreales; Dioscoreaceae. The transcript is spliced from 7 exons. Bases 23 to 979 code for a protein of 318 amino acids. Gene Ontology annotation, cellular component: etioplast; amyloplast; proplastid. The record is from RefSeq and is a predicted model, not a curated record.